AUGGAUGAAGAUACAGACUGUCCCCACAUUUUGGAAGCAGCCGAGAAGUUGAAGUUAGAUGUGGAGCAAAUUAGAGCUACACUCAAUAAUAGGAGUUGCAAUGUAUGCUUACGAAUAGAUCAGUUGUGGAUGUGUAUGGAGUGUCGGCAAAUUCUUUGUGGGCAUAAUGCUGGAGGACACAGUACUGCACAUUACGGGUUCCACCAAACUCAUUGUUUAUUUAUAAAUAUUGAGUCUGCAGCUAUAUUCUGUUUCAAGUGUAAUUCUGAUGUAGAACCAAAAAACCACGAUGAUGAAUUGAACCGUCUUCGACAGUUUAUUCUAUAUAAUCGUGGACCAAGUGCAAGUAAUAGUAACAAAAAGAGAAGACGGAAAAAAGCAUCUAAGGCUGGUAAACCAAGAAAGACUGUUAAAAAAGUCUGUAAACCUCCUAAUAAUGAAAAUGACUGUUAUAUAAAUACAGUUACCCAAGCUCUUUGUGUACAGGAACCUCAAGCUGUUGUACCAAUAAAACAACUCAAAGUUAAACCUAAAAAACCUUUUCUUAAAAGAGGUCCUAGAACUACUAAAAAAGUUGGUAUAUUAAAUUGUGGAAACAACUGCUUUAUGAAUGCAGUUUGGCAAUCGCUUCGUCAUCUAAAGCCAUUUAUAUAUUGCAUAAAAUUGUUCAAACUUGUUGAAUUUGAAGUAUCCAAUAAAGAAAAUAGUACUAAUCCAGAUCCAAGGUUGCAAGAUUGUAUAGCCCAAGAAAUGUGGAAACUAAUGGAGACUUUAGUUGACUGGCAAAAACCUCCGGGGUAUAAAUGUAGAGAAGCAAUUUCACCAAUUGCUCUUCAACAAAUUGUCUGUAGAAUUAAACCUCGAUACAAAGGAUAUCAUCAACAUGAUGCUCAUGAAUUUUUGAUGUUUACAUUGGAUACUUUACAUAACGAGCUGACAUAUGAAAAAAGUAAAUUGUUGUUAGAGGAAGGAAUAACAAAUGAAAACCCUAAAAAUAUGGAUACACUUGUGUCAUUGAUGUUUCGUGGGUUUUUAUUAAGUGAGGUAUACUGUUUAGAGUGCAAUACACCUUACAGAAAAAGAGAUGAAAUGACAGAUAUUUCACUAGACGUUCCAGAUUACGAAAAUGCAGACCCGUCGGAAUCUCGACCAGUUGAUCUUUUAACUGAUUGCUUGGAGCGUUAUUUUGAGAUAGAAGAACUAAAUGAAAGAAAUUUUUAUUUCUGUGAUAAGUGUAAAAAACAACAAAAGUCCACUAAGAGAUUUUGGAUGAAUUCUGUACCAAAUAUACUUUGUCUCCAUCUUAAACGGUUUAGAUGGGAUAAAAAUUGUCGUACUAAGGUACAUACAUUCAUAGAAUUCCCUAUGCAAUUAGAUAUGUCUCCAUAUUUUGAUGAUGAGGCGAAAUCUCAAUUUGUUGGUAAAGAUGCAAAUUUGUUUGAUUUGACUGCUGUUGUUGUACAUGAUGGAGAAGGGGGAGGAUCUGGGCAUUACACUUCUUAUGCUGUGGAUUUUAAAGAAGAUCAAUGGUAUGAAUAUAAUGAUGAAAAAGUGCAUGAAGUUGAUGCAUCUUAUGUAGAGAAUGUGCAAGCCUAUUUGUUAUUUUACAUUAAAAGGGACUUGGCAUAUAACUUUGGUUAA
Messenger RNA from Macrosiphum euphorbiae (potato aphid), 1641 nucleotides. NCBI's taxonomy places the organism in Eukaryota, Metazoa, Arthropoda, Insecta, Hemiptera, Aphididae. The record is from the annotation of a GenBank genome assembly.